Ipomoea nil (Japanese morning glory) is the source of this 675-nucleotide messenger RNA. RefSeq lists its product as uncharacterized. The coding region runs from base 1 to 675 and encodes 224 amino acids. Lineage: Eukaryota; Viridiplantae; Streptophyta; Magnoliopsida; Solanales; Convolvulaceae. The record is from RefSeq and is a predicted model, not a curated record. The transcript has a single exon.
AUGGCCGGCGGUAUAAGCAAACUUGGCACGGCCCUCGCCGUGGUCUUCGUUGUCUUAUUGGCGGCGCUCUUCGCCCAGCUCGUUUUCGUGCUCUGGCGCCGCCGCGCCUUCCGCCGUAGCAUCACGCCGGAAAGUGGAAGCGGCGACGUCGAGAGGCAAUCUCAGUCAUCCUCUUUCUUCUCCGCCCCCUCUAAGGAACUCUUCUUGUUUCUCUGCCUCCGGACUGACACUCACCUCGCCAGAAUCGAACCCAGCUCCACCCCGAGUCUCCACAACUCGGCCGGGUCAACCCCCGAGUCGCCGGAGAUGGAGCUCGUCGACCUGUUGAAGCUCCAGGGAGGCCUUUAUGGACCCUCCAAGAUUCUCUUCACGAUCAAGGAAGAAGAGAAAGAAGACUUAGAAUCAGUUUGUUCUUCGGUGGAAAAGGGUCCCAGAAGGAAAACGAAUAGUAAACGGAGGAGCUUGGAGGAUUUCUUCGAGAUCGACGGCGACUCGCCGGUAAUAUCACCGGAGGUGGUGGCCACGGUGGCCGAUGACUGCCAUUUGGAUAUAGAAACGACGCCUUUCUCCACUCCAUGUACUUCCCCAACCUACUUCACUCCGUCAGCCUCGCCGGCUCGUGAAGAAGGUGACAGAGCUGUUACAAUUGUGGAGGCUACUCUCGCCGGCGUAUAA